GCCCCCCAUGGGAAUCGAACCCACAUCCCUGGCGUUGCAAGCGCCAUGCUCUACCAACUGAGCUACAGGAGGCUACUGGAUGUUUUCAGUAGUGUAGGGUAAAUGCAGUUUACCUGCCUUUUUUCUUUGCCCAACAGUUUACCCACCUUUUGCUGAAAAAUGCAUUUUAAGUAUAGGGAGCAUGAUCAGAGUGGAUCCACCUGCAAUUAUUUAUUUAUUUAUUUUACCACUAAAUCGCUGGAUGUUUUACCACCAACUGACAGUCUGCCUUUACUAUGCAUCUGUGAACUGAGUCUGAUUUAUAGCCCUUCUAAGAAUAAAGGUUAUUUGGUCUGAUAAUGUUGCCUUCCAGAUCUGUUGCAGAGGUUGAAAGUGGAAUUACAAUUUAAUCCGAGUGGAAAAAUCGAAGUGAGAGCGCUCACUCUCCCCAAAAUAUAUCCAGAAUAAACCCAAUACGUUUAUGGGUUUAAUAUGCAGACCUAAACUUGUCGCCUGCCUUCCCGCCUAUGGCGGAGACAUGAGCAUCUCGUCAUAUACAUAUCUCUGGUUUAAUAAACCUUUUACCGCUUUCACUAAACGCCACAAGAGGUCGUUUUUGUCAUAGCUUGGUUGCUAUGCCACCUCCAGUGUCUAGUCGAGACAACCGUGUUACUUUUUUAGUCUGCUGUUCAGUAUGUCUGGCAUUUCGUCAAAGGCGGCGCAUGACGGGUUGUCUGCCAAACAUGAUGGGAAACAAAUCAUACCAUUGGAAAUGUAUAUGUAAACAACAGAGAAGGUAGCUUGUCGGGAUAGAGAGAGUCUGGCUUUACAUAAUUGUUUCAAAGGUGCACAUUCUAAAACGCCUAGAUGCAUUCUCUGUCCAUGGGGCAGGGCUGUAGCAGCAGCUCAGGUGCCCCCUCUGGCUCGGUGGUACAGGUGUGCUUCCCCAGCGCCCAGGCGUCUGUACUGGACAGCCUGAACAGGCAGCGCGAGGAGGGCCAGCUCUGUGACCUCUCCAUCCAGGUCCAGGGGCAGGUGUUCAAGGCCCACCGCUGCGUGCUAGCUGCAUCCUCACCCUACUUUCAUGACCAGGUGCUCUUGAAGAACAUGUCCACCGUCUCCAUCCCUGCCGUUAUGGACCCGCUGGCGUUCGAGAGCAUCCUGAGCUGCGCCUACACGGGCCAGCUGCGCAUGCUCCGCGAAGACAUCGUCAACUACCUCACCGUGGGCAGCGUGCUGCAGAUGUGGCACAUCGUGGACAAGUGCACAGAGCUCCUCAAAGAGGGCCGGGUGGUGGGGAGUGGGGGCGCAGCCCAGGGCGUCAUUGGGGGAGCGCAGGGGAACCCUGGAUGCAGUAGCAGUGAAAGCUCCCUAGGGGCUGGUAGUGCCCAAGCUGGGGGAAGCAACACCCAGCCAGCCCCUCACCCUCCCAGCCGCCCGUCCCUGAGUGAGAGCCAGUCUCCCAGCAGCACCAACUACUUUAGUCCCAGAGACACCAACUUCGGAGGGGGAGCGGCGGCCGCUGGAGCUGCAGGGGAGGGAGGCGUGAACUCCACCCCCAGCUACUGCACCCCUUCUGGGGGCGAGGAGGCCUUCCUCAUCGAAGAAGAGGAUGAAGAAGAGGAAGAAGAGCUCCAGUACCAUAGGAAGCGACGGAGCAGCAGGAAGAAGACGACGACCUCUGUCUCGGACCAAGAGGUUGGAGUCAGCGAUAGCUUCGGGGUGUCGUCCUACCAAGAUGGGGAUGCCUCCCCUCUCCAGAAGCGGCCCACCUACAGCCAGCCCAGCAUCAUGCCCCGGAAACAGUGGGUGGUGGUAAAAACAGAGAGGCCCCAGGACGAUGACCUGAUUGUGGUGUCGGGUGAGGAAGGGCCAGAUGAGGAAGAGGAGAGAGAGUUGGAGAUGUUGAGGGAGAGGGAGAGGACGUUCAACAUAUCCAACAUUAGGACUCUGUCUGGAGAGCUGAGCAGCAAAGCGGACCAUGAAAUGGAGACACAGAUGGAUUACUGCCAGUCUUCUGAAGACUACCUCAAGUUUGACAGUGGUUUGAUGGACCAGACUCCCCCACAGCACCUUCAUGACAGCGCUGGUCAGAGUGGUGGCAGAGCCGUCUCAGCCCUACUUGGCCAAGUCCAGUCUGCUGCUGCUGCUAGAGCUCAGCUCUUUCCCAUAGACAUGCAAGGCAACCAGAUCCUCAUGUACAGCCAAUCCUCUCUAGAUUCCUCUCAACCCAUAGGAAUGGGAGGUGUUAUGGCCGGGUCACCAUUUAAAGGGCCAAACCUGGAGCAUGGAGCGGUCCAUUUGUCAGCACAGGGGGGUUUGGGCGGUGGCUUAGAUGGACUGGACGGGGGUGUUGGCGGGAGUUCAGGGAAGGUGUUCAUGUGCCACUGUGGAAAGACCUUCACCCACAAGAGCAUGCGCGACCGCCACAUCAACAUGCACCUGGACCUGCGGCCCUUCAACUGCCCGGUCUGCGCCAAGAAGUUCAAGAUGAAGCACCACCUGACGGAGCACAUGAAGACCCACACGGGGCUCAAGCCCUACGACUGCCACGGCUGCGGCAAGAAGUUCAUGUGGCGUGACAGCUUCAUGCGGCACCGCUCCCACUGCGAGAGACGUAGCGGGGCGGCUGGCAGGAGCGAGGACGGGGGAGGGUCCGACCGCACUGAUGACAUCUCCCCACAGCACCUCCCUCAUCUCCACCUCUCGACCAGCGAGGCCGGUCAAGGUGCCGUUGGUGGCAGGAGCGGGAUCUCUGUCUUGUCCCCACAUCAUUCCAGUACAGGUAGCAGCAGCAAUGCUGUCUCUUGCCUGACCAUGGCCAGUGCUGGAGCGCUCUUAGGGGUCAACUCUCAGAGCGUGUUGCAGGGUCAAGGUUCAUCUGUGUUUGGUCUGGGGGUCAGCCGAGGUGGGUGUCAGGAGGAAGUGUGUGAGGUUGGUGCUAAUAAUAGUAGUGUCACUUAACCAAACGGGUGAACAACACGAGUGUUUAAGACAAGAGGCUUUGGAGAGGCAUUCCAAUGACCACUGGAAAGUGUCCCCCAUUGGCAAAUGGCUCGGGACCAUUGUACAGUUCAGUAUAUUCUUAAAUGUCAAGUUUAUUCUCUGUAUGACUUUUGUGGCACAUGCUAUGUCAAGAAAACCAAAAAUUAAGAGACAAUGCCUCACCAAUGACACCUUUGACAAAAUGUUAGAGAGGAAAGUUGCUGUUGUAAAUGAUGUGUACUAUAUUAUAUGCCUUUUCUGCCAGAGAAUGUGCAUUUCAAGUAAAAGUGUCUGAAGAAGACACUUGCAGUACUGCCAUCUUGUUUCACACUGGUGAUGUGUCCAAUUGCAGUGCUAUGGUACCGUAUUACUGUAAAUAUAUCCUAUAAUAUCAGUUACUAAUCUGUUACCAUUAUGAUAGGUGCAAAGCUAUACAGUGUAUAGUGUGUUUACAAGUGAUCCUCAUUAAUAUUGAUGGUAGACAAAGCAUUAGUCUGAUAACUGGGUUUCUUACAGAUCAUUCCUCACUCAAACUGCCAAAUUCCAAUGCAUGCCUUGAGAGACAUUGAGUACUAUUAACAGUAGGGUGGCUAAACAAAGCAGUAUCCACCAUGAUUCUGUAUGUUUUUACCAAGGUUUUACCUUCUAUGAAGGCUGUGGAUAUAUUUUUUAUGCAGGAGAAAAACUUGGGAGUUAAGAGAAAGACCUGUUGGCUUUAGUGUUUGUGUAUACUUAUCUGUUAAGUCAUGAUUGGUAAAAUGUAUGAAAGAUGUAGCUCGUGACUGCAGCAGUUUAAUGGAGGAAAUUGCAUUUGAAGUGAGCUUAAACUAAGUGUAUAUAAAGAUAUUUAUGUUUAGAUAGAUUUAUCAAAUAGGGAAUAUAUAACUAUUUAACACUAAUUUAUAUACGUAAUUUGACUGCCUUACUAAACACAUACAGUGGGCGUAGGGUCCGACAUUGACACCCUUGAUAAAGAUGAGCAAAAAAUGACUGUA
Messenger RNA from Coregonus clupeaformis (lake whitefish), 3959 nucleotides. RefSeq names its product zinc finger and BTB domain-containing protein 22. The transcript is spliced from 4 exons. Bases 847 to 2943 code for a protein of 698 amino acids. Gene Ontology annotation, biological process: regulation of transcription by RNA polymerase II. Lineage: Eukaryota; Metazoa; Chordata; Actinopteri; Salmoniformes; Salmonidae. Gene Ontology annotation, molecular function: DNA-binding transcription factor activity, RNA polymerase II-specific; RNA polymerase II cis-regulatory region sequence-specific DNA binding; protein binding. The record is from RefSeq and is a predicted model, not a curated record.